Balaenoptera acutorostrata (minke whale) is the source of this 2352-nucleotide messenger RNA. It is a transcript of the gene ANKRD13B, whose product is annotated as ankyrin repeat domain 13B. Gene Ontology annotation, cellular component: cytoplasm. Bases 22 to 2028 code for a protein of 668 amino acids. The record is from RefSeq and is a predicted model, not a curated record. NCBI's taxonomy places the organism in Eukaryota, Metazoa, Chordata, Mammalia, Artiodactyla, Balaenopteridae. Gene Ontology annotation, molecular function: protein binding. The transcript has 14 exons.
CCCCGGCAUGAGGAGCGGGCGAUGAUCCCCGCCAACGCCUCCGCCAGGAAGGGGCCCGAGGGCAAGUACCCGCUGCACUACCUCGUGUGGCACAACCGCCACCGCGAGCUGGAGAAGGAGGUCCGCGCCGGCCAGGUGGACAUCGAGCAGCUGGAUCCCCGUGGGCGGACUCCCCUGCACUUGGCCACCACCCUGGGGCACCUCGAGUGUGCCCGCGUGCUCCUGGCACACGGCGCAGAUGUGGGCAGGGAGAAUCGCAGCGGCUGGACAGUGCUUCAGGAAGCUGUGAGUACCCGGGACCUGGAGCUGGUGCAGCUGGUGCUGCGGUACCGGGACUACCAGCGGGUGGUGAAGCGGCUGGCAGGCAUCCCUGUGCUCCUGGAGAAGCUGCGCAAGGCCCAGGACUUCUACGUGGAGAUGAAAUGGGAGUUCACUAGCUGGGUGCCCCUGGUGUCCAAGAUCUGCCCCAGUGACACCUACAAAGUGUGGAAGAGUGGGCAGAACCUUCGGGUAGACACCACACUUCUGGGCUUUGACCACAUGACGUGGCAGCGAGGGAACCGCAGCUUUGUCUUCAGGGGCCAAGACACGAGCGCCGUGGUCAUGGAGAUUGACCACGACCGCCGGGUGGUGUACACAGAGACCCUGGCUCUGGCCGGGCAGGACCGUGAGCUACUGCUGGCUGCUGCCCAGCCCACCGAGGAGCAGGUGCUGAGCCGGCUCACCGCACCCGUCGUCACCACGCAGCUCGACACCAAGAACAUCUCCUUUGAGAGGAACAAGACCGGCAUCCUGGGCUGGCGCAGCGAGAAGACCGAGAUGGUGAAUGGGUAUGAAGCCAAGGUAUAUGGGGCAUCCAAUGUGGAGCUCAUCACCCGGACACGGACAGAGCAUCUUUCAGAACAGCACAAGGGCAAGGUCAAAGGCUGUAAGACACCUCUGCAGUCCUUCCUGGGAAUUGCUGAGCAGCAUGGGGGCCCCCAAAAUGGGACCCUGAUCACUCAGACUCUGAGCCAAGCCAACCCCACUGCCAUCACCGCAGAAGAGUACUUCAAUCCCAACUUUGAGCUUGGCAACCGUGACAUGGGCCGACCCAUGGAACUGACCACCAAGACACAGAAGUUCAAGGCCAAGCUGUGGCUGUGUGAGGAGCAUCCCCUGUCCCUGUGUGAGCAGGUGGCCCCCAUCAUUGACCUCAUGGCCGUCAGCAAUGCACUUUUCGCCAAGCUCCGGGAUUUCAUUACCCUGCGCCUGCCUCCGGGAUUCCCUGUCAAGAUUGAAAUCCCGAUUUUCCACAUCCUCAAUGCCCGCAUCACCUUCGGGAACCUCAAUGGCUGCGAUGAGCCGGUGCCGUUGGUGCGAGGCAGCCCCAGCAGCGAGACCCCUUCCCCAGGCAGUGACUCCUCCAGUGUCAGCAGCUCCAGUUCCACGAGUGAGACCCUGUCCUGCCCUGAGCCCGCCCUCACUUCCCCUCCCCACCGAGCACUUCCCCGGGAGUGGCCGGGAGGGGAGGUCUGGUCCACUCUGACCCACAGCCCGGCGCCCCCAGCCUCGUGCCGUGGCUGCGAGAUCUCCCCCACUUUGUUCGAGGCCCCACGCGGCUACAGCGUGCUGGGCGGCCAGCGAGAGGCCACCACCCGCGAUGACGAUGACGACCUGCUGCAAUUCGCCAUCCAGCAGAGCCUGCUUGAGGCGGGCAGUGAGUAUGACCAGGUCACCAUCUGGGAGGCGCUAACGAACAGCAAACCGGGCACUCACCCCAUGUCCUACGAGGGUCGCCGAAAGGACAGGAGCGCUCCGCCCACGCCGCAGCGCCAGUCCACAACCCCCGCGGGCCUGGCGUCGGUCCCCAGCCCUCGGCCCAGCCCACGCCCAGGCCAAGGCGGCCACGUGUUCCGGAGCUACGAUGAGCAGCUGCGGCUGGCCAUGGAGCUGUCUGCGCAGGAGCAGGAGGAGCGGCGGCGGCGCGCGCGCCAGGAGGAGGAGGAGCUGGAGCGCAUCCUGCGGCUCUCUCUGACUGAGCAGUAGCGCCCUCUGCCGGGCCCCUUGGCCACGCCCCGCGGGACCCGCCCCGGAGCGAGAGUCGCCCGUCCUGCGCGCUCGCCUAGCUGAGUCUGGAGACCCGAACCGCCGCCUCGGGGGCGUAGCGGUGCACCCGGCACCAGAUGGGGAGGGGUUCGGCCCGGCCGUGGGGUACCUUCCUGGAGGCAGCUGGCACGGCCCGGCUCCCCUGCUUUGCUGUAUCCUGACCCCACCCCACUCCCCUGGGCUCUGACCGGUCCAAGGGCGGAGCCAGGCCGUUUGAGGGGGAGACGGUCCUUAGAGGAGCACUGUCCCCAUCCCUUGCUCCUU